AUGGCUGCUGCAUCAACCGUCCCAGGUCUUGCCUUAGGGCCAAGCACAAGCUCCAAGCCAGUGGCAGCACUCACCCACGGGUCCUUAUCUCUUGCAACAACAUAUAAAGAGCAUAAGGCCUUGAAAACCUUGCAGCAGCACCAAACAUGUAUGAGGAUGAGAGCGGUGAAUAAAUCAUCCAGAAAUCUUAGAUUACCUAUGGUCAUGUCAUCAAUGAGCAACCUCAAUAUCAAUUUCAGCCCGCAUUCUUCAUCAGAUACAAUUAAGCAGUUUUACACCUGCAUCAAUGAGAAAAACUUGAAGCAACUGAGUAAAUUUUUCUCCGACGAUUGCGUCUUAGAAGACUCCUCAUUCCCUCAACCAUUCCAAGGGAAAAAGGAGGUAAUGCAGUUCUUCAAGCAAUUGAUCGCAUGCAUGGGUCAAAAUUUAGAGUUCAAUAUAGGACAUGUUUGGGAAGGAGAUGACCUCACAGCUGGAGUAACUUGGCACCUAGAAUGGAAGAAGAAACAGUUGCCCUUCACCAGAGGCUGCAGCUUCUAUGAAUGUGCAAAAGGAGAAGCAAGACUAGUCAUCAAGAAAGCUCACUCUGUAACUGAAUCACCAAUCAAACCAGGAAGAUUAGUGCUGGUAAUUUUACGUGUUUUCAUAAUCCUAGAGCACCAUGAAAUGUUGAUAUUAGUUGUUUCAUUGACAAGCACAUUUAUCCAAAUAUUGAUUAGUCUACCUUUUUUCUCUUGGCCAUCUGGAAUUUUCAUCUUUCAGACUCUUUUGAAGACCAUGACCUCCCUAUUUGAUGCAUUUCCACAGGCUGCUGAGUGGUUCCUAAAGAGUCCCAAUGUUAUGCUACAAUGGUUUCUAAAGAUUUACAAGAUAGUUUUGGAGCCAUCUAUAGUGGCACUUCUGGGAUACUACAUCAACAUCUGGAAUUUUGUGGCUCACAUACUUAACUAUACAUUCAAGAUACUGAUGCACAUUUCAAACAUUUUCUUCCAGUAA
Cornus florida is the source of this 996-nucleotide messenger RNA. RefSeq lists its product as uncharacterized. Lineage: Eukaryota; Viridiplantae; Streptophyta; Magnoliopsida; Cornales; Cornaceae. The transcript has 5 exons. The record is from RefSeq and is a predicted model, not a curated record. The coding region runs from base 1 to 996 and encodes 331 amino acids.